Cynocephalus volans (Philippine flying lemur) is the source of this 780-nucleotide messenger RNA. It is a transcript of the gene LRMDA, whose product is annotated as leucine rich melanocyte differentiation associated. NCBI's taxonomy places the organism in Eukaryota, Metazoa, Chordata, Mammalia, Dermoptera, Cynocephalidae. The record is from RefSeq and is a predicted model, not a curated record. Gene Ontology annotation, biological process: melanocyte differentiation. Gene Ontology annotation, molecular function: protein binding. Bases 40 to 720 code for a protein of 226 amino acids. The transcript has 7 exons.
CGCCGCCGCCGCGCGCCCGCCCCGCCCGCCCGGUCCGCCAUGGCCGGGCUCGUGGUCAGUGGAACUCAAGUGUCCUACAUAGGCCAAGACUGCAGAGAAAUUCCAGAGCACCUUGGCAGAGACUGUGGACAUUUUGCAAAGAGGCUGGAUCUGAGCUUUAACCUUCUGAGGUCACUGGAAGGACUGAGCGCAUUCAGGAGCCUGGAGGAGCUCAUCUUGGACAACAAUCUGCUCGGGGACGACCUCGUGUUGCCAGGGUUACCCAGGCUCCAUACCUUAACCCUCAACAAGAACCAAAUCACCAAUUUGGAGUGUCUGCUCGAUCAUCUAGCAGAAGUGACACCUGCUCUGGAGUACCUCAGUCUGCUGGGCAAUGUGGCGUGUCCCAAUGAGCUGGUCAGCUUGGAAAAUGAUGAAGAAGACUACAGGAGAUACAGAUGCUUUGUUCUGCACAAGCUGCCCAACUUGAAGUUUCUGGAUGCCCAGAAAGUCACCAGACAAGAGCGAGAGGAGGCUUCGCUGAGAGGGGCCUUCAUGAAGGUGGUGAAGCCCGAGGCUUCCAGUGAGGAUGUCGCUGUCUCCCAGGAGUGCCACUACACACCCCUGCCUUCUGCUUCCAGGGAACUCACCAGUCACCGAGGUGUCCUGGGGAAGUGCCGCUAUGUUUACUAUGGGAAAAACUCGGAGGGCAACAGGUUUAUCCGAGAUGACCAGCUCUGAAGCCAAGUUCCGUGUGCCUUAGCCUACUUCAUGACAAUAAAAGAAAAAGGGAAAUCAAAA